AAUUUUGACAGCUUUUAUUUCAAUCUACUGCAGGAAGAAUUGUGACCUGGAUUUUGGCCGAAGAUUUGAAGCUGUCAAAGAUUUGAUGAUUUGAACACUCAUUUCAAACUCGUCUAAUUCGGCCUUUUGUCCACUGAGCAGUAUAUCAAUUGAGUCUCAUUAGAUAUUGCAGAGUUACUGUGCGUUAGUCUGCGCAGUUUCCACCGCUCGUUUAGCCGAUAGAGACAAUGGCCGACGCUGCUCCAAUGGAGAAUCAUCAUCCUCCUGGAACUCCAAUUGUGACCCCGGCAACACCCGCAGGGCCUGAAGCCACACAUGAAAACGAGAAUAACAAUGCAGCUGUUGACCCUGAAAAUGAACAAGUUCAAGAAUUAGAAUCAGAGUUGUCAAAGUUGAAAGACAAAUUACAGAGUGAGCGUGAGGCGGUGUGUGAUGGGAUGCUGAAUGACACUGCCACCUCCCUCGACAACCUCACUCGCGUCAGGCUCAAAACGAGGAGGACUCUGAAUGGACAUGCUGCAGCCAUCUACACCAUGUGUUGGCGUCCCGAGUCCCACGAGAUGGUGAGUGGCAGCCAGGAUGGCAAACUGCUCAUCUGGGACACCCACACCAACAACAAGAUCAACAUCAUCACCCUCAAGUGCCCUUGGGUGAUGAGCAGUGGCUUUGCUCCUUCGGGUAACUUCGUGGCCAGCGGAGGUCAUGACAAUGCAGUGUCCAUUUAUGGUCUCAAGGGCGAAAUGCUACCCGAGAAGCCAAUCGCACAGCUCACAGACCACAACGGUUUCAUUUCUUCCAUCCGAUACAUAGACGACACCCAGCUGCUCUGCAGCUCGGGCGACAACUCCUCCGCCCUGUGGGACUCAAACUGUGGGACUAAGCUCACAUCCUACGAAGGUCACACGGCGGAGGUGAUGGGUCUGGCAGGGUCCAGUGACAACACAGUGUUCGUGUCUGGUUCUUGUGACCGCACCGCCAAACUGUGGGACGUCAGGGACAAAGUAGCUAAGCAGACUUUCACAGGGCACGACUUAGACAUCAACUCGAUCGCAUUUUUCCCGAGCGACAGGGCAUUCGUCACGGGUUCAGAUGACAACUCGUGCAAACUAUACGACAUCCGAUCCGAUCAAGCAGUCGCAACAUACACACAGCUUAACCUCAAUUACGGAAUAGGUGCCGUCAGUUUUUCCAAGAGCGGUCGACUUCUCUUCGUAGCCUGUGACUUGGAUGUACUCAUUUGGGAUACCCUAAAGAGCCUCAAAGUCGGCAUCCUCUCCGGACACGAAGCGAGAGUCUCGUGUCUCGGGGUGAACUCUGACGGAAACGCAGUCUGCUCUGGCUCUUGGGAUGCAAAGCUGAAGAUUUGGAAUUAAAAACAGCGAAAUUUAAUUAAACUUUUCUGAAUUUGUCCGAUUUGAAUACUAUUUCGAAUUUUUGAACUUAAGUUUUUGGGUGCAUAAAACUGAAAAUCAAAACAGUCACUUAACUUGCGCAAAAUAGUGGUAUAUAUACAAAAUUCAAUGAUUUAAACAGAAAUUAUAAAAAAGGUUUUGCAGAACUGAAAAUUUGGAUUUCGUUAUAGAAAAUUUAGCUAUCUUUUCGAAUUUUGCCUAUUUGAUAUAAAUUUUAUAUUUUCAUAAUUGUUAUGGGAAACAGUUUUUGUAAUAAUUAGAAAAACUGAAUCAAAAGAAUGAACAGUGAUUCAAAAUUCGAAUAGUUGCUUUCAGAAGUGUUUUGCAUGUAAAAAUGUGCAUUUGAUUUGAGUUUAAGUUCGAAUUCAAUUUUUCUAAUGACUCGAAAGAACAAUAUAAUUCUUUUGGUGGCGUUAAAUUGAUAAAAUGGUCAAAGUUUUGUACAGAUAUAGAAAAUUAACUGAAACAGGUUAUUUAUUACUAAAUAACAUACUUGAUUAUAAUCAUUUGAUGUAAAUUUAUUCACUUCAUGUCCAGAACUUCGGUGCAUUUAAUUUAAAUUUAGUAAUAUGUUAGUAUAUCACACGGUAAAAAUCUAUGAAGGAAUAUGACGUUGAGCUGAUUUUUUGCCAAAAGAUUGUUUGUAUCAAACUGUUUUUUUUCUUCAGAUUUGUAAAAAAUGCUUCGUGAACAGCAUAAUUUAUUUGUAAAAUACAAUCUAUCUGCUUUUCUUUGUGAAGUAUUUUCGCGAGCAUCAAUUUCAAAUGUUUCACAAUUUGAUUAACAAUACGGUUAUUAUACAACGAUUGAAAAUUCUAUUUGAAAACAGAAUUCAUUUCUAUACGAGAUGCGAAGGUAUUUCUACCUUAAUUAAAGUAUCAGUAACAGUUCAUAUUAGCAUCACUAUUUUAC
Molecule: messenger RNA, 2324 nt
Organism: Symsagittifera roscoffensis
Lineage: Eukaryota; Metazoa; Xenacoelomorpha; Acoela; Convolutidae
Product: guanine nucleotide-binding protein subunit beta-1-like
Exons: 8
Coding region: 228-1373 (381 amino acids)
Biological process (GO): G protein-coupled receptor signaling pathway
Cellular component (GO): cytoplasm; heterotrimeric G-protein complex
Molecular function (GO): signaling receptor complex adaptor activity; protein binding
Source: RefSeq, a predicted model, not a curated record